Messenger RNA from Ambispora gerdemannii, 1332 nucleotides. The record is from the annotation of a GenBank genome assembly. NCBI's taxonomy places the organism in Eukaryota, Fungi, Glomeromycota, Glomeromycetes, Archaeosporales, Ambisporaceae.
AUGUCACUUAAAAAAGUUACAAUAAAAAGUCAUGAAAUAUCAUGGCCAAGACCACCUAUUAUUAUCGGUACUGGCCGUCUGGGUAAAGUUUAUAAAGUUCAAUAUCAAGGAAGGGAUGUUGCGAUAAAAUCUAGCAGCAAUGACAUGACAGCAAUUCUAGAAGAUUUCCACAUCUAUCAUAAACUUCGCAGAAACGAAUUCGUACUAAAAUUUCAUGGAUUCAUGCUACGAGGCGAUAAAAUAGCAUUGGUGACUGAAUAUGCAGCAAAUGGAACACUUGGUCAGUUUUUAAAAAAGAAUACGUCAAUCGGUUGGGAACUACGUGCGAAACUAUGUCAUGAUAUCGCACUGGGUCUCUUUCAAUGUCACGAAGAACGAAUCACGCAUUUCAACUUAAAACCGGAAAAUAUAUUUUUGACAACCGAUUUAACACCGAAAAUUGCCGGCUUUACAAAUAAUAAAAGUAAAAUUGACGAAGAUUUAACUGUUUUUCAGCCGAGUGGAACUAUACAUUGGGCUGCGCCGGAAGUUAUCGCUAACGAUGCUAGCAUGAAGCAAUAUUAUCAAGACAAUCCUGAACUAGCUGACAUAUACUCUUUUGGAUUGAUAAUGUGGUCAACUGCUUGUAAUGGUGCAAUUCCCUAUGAAGGUGUAUUGCGCGACAACAUUUUAGCAGAAAAAAGACAAAUCAACUCCAAUGAAUUACUUAGAAAUCAACUUUCAGCAGAUUGUCCGUUUGAAUUCGCACAAAUGUUUCUAAAACUUACUCGAUAUAAUCCACGACAACGAGCACACUUGUUAUAUGUAUUAGUUGUUCUUGAAGGCUUAUUUGAUGUGCGCACAGAUUUACAAGAUCACACAAUGAGUUUCAGUAAAUUAUCACAUAGUAAUAGUAUUAUGCGAUAUACAAGUCAAGAUGAUCUGGGCGAAAGUGCAGUAGGUCAAGAAUCAGAUACAAACAGCCAGCAUGCCUUAAUCAAUCAUAGUACCGUGCUGAAUAGUAGUCAAGCUGCUAGCAUUAAAGGACGUCAAACAGGCGUUGGUAGUUCAUACCCACAACGACCAAUCAGUCCAAUCAACACAAAUCCAAAAACAGACGCAGAGAUGCUCGACGAAGUAAUAAUAAUGUACGUCGAAGCCGAAAAAUUCGGAUUCGAUUGGCUUGCCAAAAAUCUAAAAAAAUGGGCGGAAAAUGAUGAGAAUGACCCGAAAAAGAUCUUCACGUUGUUACAGAAUGGCGGGGAACGACGGUAUCGUGAUUCCGCGAAUAAUGGUAGUACAGCAGCUAUUGAAACUUUGGCUGCUCGUAAAAAGAAAAAGAAAAAUUGGUGA